Messenger RNA from Arctia plantaginis, 1494 nucleotides. Lineage: Eukaryota; Metazoa; Arthropoda; Insecta; Lepidoptera; Erebidae. The record is from the annotation of a GenBank genome assembly.
AUGUCUAGAAUUAGAGGAAUAGAAGUUAAAGUGCAGAAGGAUGUGUUACAGACACGUAAAUAUGGCCUUAACGAAAUUCUUAGAAAGAAGAAUGAUGAUCAUUCUGCAAACUCGAAAGAUGAUGCUGAAAAACGCCAAAUAAAAGAGCUUCUACACAAACUGCCAGGGUUAAACAAAAUAUUUGAAGUUCACCGAAAGAUCGGUGAGGGUACAUUCAGUUCAGUGUAUCUGGGUUCAUUGAGACAGCAUGCCACACUAAGUGAUUCUGAGAAACGAUGGUUUGCAAUCAAACACCUCGUGCCCACUGCACAUCCUGCAAGGAUAGAGCAUGAACUACGCUGUUUGCGAGACAUUGGGGGCAAGGAGAAUGUGAUAGGAGUGGAACUGUGCCUUCGUAAUUUAGAUACCAUAGUAUUUAUUAUGCCUUAUAUACCUCAUAAGAAAUUUUCUGAGUACGUGGGAGAUAUGGAUGCGGAAGAGUUGCGGCAGUACAUGCGCGCGCUUCUGAUUGCUCUGCGCCAUGUUCAUUCGUUUGGUGUCAUACAUCGUGAUGUCAAGCCCAGCAACUUCCUGUAUGACCGAGACAAUAGAAGGUAUUUGUUGGUCGACUUCGGUCUCGCCCAACGUCUUUGUCCCGCCUCGGAGAGCACGUCCACGGACCGAGUGCCGCCUCCCGCGCAUUCUAAUGGUGCUCGCAAGCGGACCAGAGAGGAGGAGGAGAUCGCAUCGAGCGCCAAGCGCCUGGCGCUGGACUUGAGCGGCGGUCGGCAGGCCGGGCCGGUGGCGGUGGCGGCCGGGCCGGGGGCGGUGGCGGCCGGGCCGGGGGCGGUGGCGGCCGGGCCGGGGGCGGUGGCGGGCUCGCCCCGGCGCCAGGCGGCGGCGCGCUGCGCAUGCGCCGGCGCGGCGGCCGUGUGCGCGGCGUGCAGCGCUCGCCCCGCGCCGAGGGCGCCUCGCGCCGGCACGCAGGGGUUCCGCCCUCCCGAGGUGUUGCUGAAGUACCCCCACCAGACGACAGCGGUAGACGUGUGGGCGUGCGGCAUCGUGCUAGCGAGCGCGCUGACGGGGCGAUACCCGUUCUUCCGCGCCGGAGAUGACGUGGCGGCGCUGGCCGAGCUCGCCGACCUCCUGGGCACCGGGGCCCUGCAGUACGUCGCCGAGGCUCUCGGUCGUCGUGUGGUGACAUCGCUGUCCCGCCGCGGGCUCUGUCUGCGAAAGCUGGCGGCGCACCUGCGGGGCGGGGGAGGGGGCGGGGCAGGGGGCGGGGGGGCCAGCCGAGAGCCGUGCAGGCGCUGCCGUUUGCCCCAGAACCAGUGCCUUUGUCGGGACGAAACUAAAAAUGCGGACGAAUUCGACCCGACGGUGUUCGUGGCCGGUUUCCCGGACUCGGCGUUCGCGCUGGCGGCUCGGCUGCUGGACCCCAACCCGCGCACGCGCAUCUCUGCGGCGGCCGCCCUGGACCACCCCUUCCUCGCCGAGGAGCCCGCGCCGCUCUGA